Molecule: messenger RNA, 1913 nt
Organism: Gallus gallus (chicken)
Lineage: Eukaryota; Metazoa; Chordata; Aves; Galliformes; Phasianidae
Gene: CDKN2B
Product: cyclin dependent kinase inhibitor 2B
Exons: 2
Coding region: 204-623 (139 amino acids)
Biological process (GO): negative regulation of cell population proliferation; regulation of cyclin-dependent protein serine/threonine kinase activity
Cellular component (GO): nucleus
Molecular function (GO): protein kinase binding; cyclin-dependent protein serine/threonine kinase inhibitor activity
Source: RefSeq, marked reviewed
AGCCGUGGCCUCGCAGGUGGAGGCGACGGCACCACGCCUGCUGCUCCGGGGCCAGAUCUCGCCGCCUGAGAGCUGCCGGGGGUGCGGGCUUGGAGCGGCGGACACGCGCGCUCCCAUGGGCUGGGCUCCCCUCGCGGGUCGGCAGCCGCGGGCAGCGAGAGGGGCCCCGCUGCCCACAGACACGAGGCCGGGCCGGGCCGGGCAUGGCGCAGAGAGCGGCCAGCACGGCUGCGGAUGAACUAGCCAACGCCGCCGCCCGCGGCGAUCUGCUGCGGGUGAAGGAGCUACUGGACGGCGCGGCCGACCCCAACGCUGUCAACUCCUUCGGUCGGACCCCCAUCCAGGUGAUGAUGCUGGGCAGCCCUCGCGUGGCCGAGCUGCUGCUGCAGCGCGGCGCCGACCCCAACCGCCCCGACCCGCGCACCGGCUGCCGCCCCGCACACGACGCGGCCCGCGCCGGCUUCCUGGACACGCUGGCGGCGCUGCACCGCGCCGGGGCGCGCCUCGACCUGCCCGACGGCCGCGGCCGCCUCCCCAUCGACGUGGCGGCCGGGGGCCCGCACGGCCCGGUCGGCUGCUACCUGCGACGGCUGCCAGCGCUACCGCGAGCACCCCUCCCCUGAUUCAUUGACCGGCGUCCGGACCGUGCUCCUAGCGGCGUGCAGCGGGGGAUUAGAGGGAUGUGUGGAUUUUAGCACGCUGCUCUUUGCGCGAGUCUGUGUGCUGCCCUGCGCUUGAAACCCACCCGCUCUUCCCCUUCCGCGUGGGAAUUCAAACACUGUGAAGAGAUGAAGGAAUUGGCUCCCUUCGCCUUGUGUCCGAGCUUUCUGAUAAGCCUCGGUCCGAAGCUUCCCGCUACCCCGCCGGGCCCCUCCUUCGUCCGCGCGAAGCGGCUUCCCCCCGCGGCUUUGAAGCCGAAAGGGACGGCGGGGCGCGCCGCUCUCCCUUGCAAAAUCAGGACAGCGGGGAACGAAGGUUUUGGUAAACACCUCCUGCCAGCCACGCAAGGUGCUGUGGCAUGUUGGUACUUGAGUCCGUGGUGCAUCUGCGGCUCUUCUCACGGAGUCAACAAGCACGGGACCUGCAAGAAGAAAACAGAGAUUUGUGCCUCUGCAAGCCCGAUGCUGCCCUCGUUUGAAGGAGUUACGUGCAGGUGACCUGCUCCGAUCCGCUGCGAGUUUAACAGUAUUCUGAAGGAAGUCACCAUGGCUGCAAAAACGAAAACAUCGCAGAACUAAAAAUUAAAACUCGGACUUUCGUACGCGCCUCUGAUUUCCCCAGGCUGCCCGAAACCGGCGCGUUUGGCAACGAAAGAACCACGCUGGUUAAGUUCUGGCUCUGCCGUGAGUCCGCUCCCGGUCGAGCAACGCGCCGUAGAGGGGAGAGCCGAACGCUUCUGUGUGUCCGCGUCCUCUGUGGUCACCGGGACGGAGCGCAAAGCGACGGCGGCAGAUCGGGCGGCAGCGGCCCUGCGCCGCAGCUCUGUGCGCUCCGCAAAGCGUCCGGAGAGAGUUCGAGGGGGAAAAGAUUUCGAUUUGGGUUCGUAGCCUCCGCCUCCUUCAUAUAAAAAUCGUGAAGGUAAUGAAUGUGCUAUUAAGUGUAACUUAUUGGAAUAUAUAUAUUUAUCACAACGUAAUCUCAUGCAAUUCGCGCUUUAGAAUUAGUCUGUGUACGCUGACACUCCGGAGAUAUGAAGUUUUGCCGUUUAUGAAUUCGGUUCUUACGUGUAAUGAAGAUACAAAACGCUCAGAGUAUGUGCAUGUAUGCAUGAAAGCGUUGCGGUGGUACAUCAAGCCUAUAUAUGUGCUUGUCGGUUAUUUAUAUAUGUGAUACGUUCGUGCUUCUCUGUGUUCACUAUUUAUGCUCACAAGGAUGUACGAGAAGCGCACAUUAAAUUUGAAACAAAUACAGAA